AUGCAAUCAUCCUCAAUAAUGCACUUAACAUCGUCCAAAGUCAAGGAACUGUUGGCCGUUCUUAAAGACGUAGAGUCUGCCCAACUUCGCGUGGAGUGGUUGCGUGCGAUUGUCAAUGAUAUUGCUGAAAACAUCGAGCUCAUCAACAAGCACCAGACCGUGGAAAUGGAGAAGGCCAAGUCUGAUAAAGAAAUGAAAUCAUUAAAGAAAGAGCUUGAAUCAAAAACCGAAAUUCUUGUUCAGAAAGAACAAGAGGUGGCGGAUAUUAAAACGAAGAUCGACGGAAUAAUCAGAGAACGACUCGGCGAGCUCGAGGUGAAGUCAUCUGAUUUGGAGAAGAACAUGUUAGGUAUCAAAUCAAAGGUUGAUAAUUUGGAUAGCAGAUCAUUGCUAAAUGAACUACUUUGA
Lathyrus sativus (Indian pea) is the source of this 408-nucleotide messenger RNA. The record is from the annotation of a GenBank genome assembly. Lineage: Eukaryota; Viridiplantae; Streptophyta; Magnoliopsida; Fabales; Fabaceae.